Molecule: messenger RNA, 1862 nt
Organism: Ailuropoda melanoleuca (giant panda)
Lineage: Eukaryota; Metazoa; Chordata; Mammalia; Carnivora; Ursidae
Gene: LMF1
Product: lipase maturation factor 1
Exons: 9
Coding region: 479-1807 (442 amino acids)
Biological process (GO): protein maturation
Cellular component (GO): endoplasmic reticulum membrane
Source: RefSeq, a predicted model, not a curated record
GGCGUCAUGUGGUGUCUGCUCCGCGGCCGCGGGCCCUUCCCACAGACCUCCGAGAAGCCCGGGUCCAGAGCGCCGCUGACAGCCACGCGGCUCCGGGCGCUUUCUUCCUCCCCAGUCUCAGAGAACAAGCAGCCAGCUGCUCUGGCGCGGCCUGGGAGCCAGGCCCCCACACCACCACGCGGGAAGGACUGAGACCUUACGGCAGUGUCCCCUCGGCCUCACCUGGGCCUGCCUAUGAGAAUUCGCUUCUUGUUCGUUUGAAGUCUGUUUAUUGUGUCUGUGUUUUGCACGGUGGACUUUGAUGACGAUGGGGCCGCUCUGGGGAUUGCCUGCUGAGUGCGCAGCUGCCCGGAGCACGUUCUCGAGCCGGCGAGCCCCAGCUGGCGGGCCGCUGAGCGGCUCCCUCCACGCCGUCCUCAGCCACGGCGGGCCGGGUCAAUGAGAGCCCGGUGCCACCGGGUGCAGCCCCUCGGGCGCCAUGUGCGCCUGCACGUCACAGCCCGCGUCCGCUGCGCUGAAAAGCUCUGUGGACUCGCUGGCCAGGACUCCAGUGGGCACGUCUGUUUUCUUCGGGGGACUCAAGCAGCUGCCUUCUCUGACCCUCGAAGGACAUGGAUGGGAAUCCCAGCUUCUGGAAACAGGAUUCCUGGGGAUCUUCCUGUGCCCUCUUUGGACUCUGUCUCGAUUGCCCAGGGAGACCCCCCCGUCCCAGAUCGUUUUGUGGGGCUUCCGGUGGCUGAUUUUCAGAAUCAUGCUUGGAGCAGGCCUGAUCAAGAUCCGGGGGGACCGGUGCUGGCGGGAUCUCACCUGCAUGGACUUCCAUUAUGAGACGCAGCCGGUGCCCAACCCUGUGGCCUACUUCCUGCACCGAUCCCCGUGGUGGGUCCACCGCUUUGAGACGCUCAGCAACCACUUCCUGGAGCUCGUGGUGCCCUUCUUCAUCUUCCUCGGACGGCAGAUGUGCGCCCUCCACGGGGCCUUGCAGAUCCUGUUCCAGGUGGUCCUCAUCAUCAGCGGGAACCUGAGCUUCCUCAACUGGCUGACCAUGGUGCCCAGCGUGGCCUGCUUCGACGACGCCACUCUGGGGUUCUUGUUUCCCUCCGGGCCCGGCGCCCUUAAGGACCGAGUUCUGAAGCUGCAGGAGGAGACCGCCCGAGGGGCCCGGCCCACCCUGAGAUACGGCUGCAUGGUGCGGCGGGCAGUGCACGUGGCACUGGGCGUCCUGGUGGCCUGGCUCAGUGUCCCUGUGGUCAUCAACCUGCUGAGUCCCACGCAGGUCAUGAACACCUCCUUCAACCCACUCAGGAUCGUCAACACAUACGGAGCCUUCGGAAGCAUCACCAAGGAGCGCACAGAGGUCAUCCUGCAGGGCACAGCCAGCCCCAACGCCAGCUUGCCAGACGCCGUGUGGGAAGACUAUGAAUUCAAGUGCAAGCCGGGUGACCCAGGGCGGCGGCCAUGCCUCAUCUCCCCCUACCACCACCGCCUGGACUGGCUCAUGUGGUUCGCGGCCUUCCAGACCUACGAGCACAAUGAGUGGAUCAUCCACCUGGCAGGCAAGCUCCUGGCCAACGACGCCACAGCUCUGUCCCUACUGGCCCUCAACCCUUUCAAGGACAGGGCACCUCCCAGGUGGGUCCGGGGAGAGCACUACAGGUACAAGUUCAGCCGCCCCGGGGGCCAGCACGCUGCCGCGGGCAAGUGGUGGGUCCGCAAGAAGAUCGGCGCCUACUUCCCCCCGCUCAGCCUCCGAGACCUAAAGGACUACUUCCGGUCACGGGAGUGGCCGUACCCGGAACCGGACUAGAAGCGGCCCCAGUGCACGGAGGAAUAAAGCAGGAAGGCCUUGCUGUUUGAGUGAA